AUGUCGACUCUAACGGCAGACAACCAGACGACACCGAGUGGACCCGUAAUCGUCCAACCCAUGGAGUUUGGGUUGACUUUCAAAUCCAUCUUCAUCUCUACACUGACGUGCCUUUCAGGCAUUUUCAUAGGGUAUAAUGCUGCUUAUGGCAAGGGCUCCUUGGGCCUGGACCCUUUCACAGUGAACUGGACUCAACGGCAAGCUGUCAUCAUCUUUGUGCUGGGGAUAGGCGCCAUCCUUGGUUCAGUUGCAUCUGGGGAUCUCUCUGACAGGCUUGGUCGCCGGCCCACCAUCAUCCUUGGUUCACAAUUGUGUUCCUUCGGUGCAAUCCUCCAAACUGCUGUCCCUGAAUACACGACCACUGUAGCCGCACGCUGCAUCAGUGGCAUCGGUCUUGGGCUUGUUUCCGCCACCAUGAUGACCUAUAUCUGCGAGAUCAGUCCUCCUCACUUUCGUGCUGUGGCUAUGACCUUCUACAACUCGGGAACUGCCGUUGGCCUUCUCGUCGCGCUCUGCGUGAGCUAUAAAACCCAGAGCUAUAGCGCGGAUACUUCCUUUCGAAUCACCACUGCCAUCCAAAUUCUCUGGGCGAGCCUACUCGGGCUCUUCUGGUGGUUACCGGAAUCUCCAAGAUAUCUUGUCAAAUGCGGGAAUUUGACCAAAGCGAAGCGAGCCCUUGCACAUCUUCGAGGUCAGCCUCAGAGUCUGGCUGAUAUGGAUCAAAUGCCGCCGGAGCUGGACGAGAUGAUAGCUCAUGACGAGCAUCAUGUCCGGCUACUUCCACAGGGUCGGUACCUGACCGACUGGGCAAACUGUUUUCAUGGGCCACUCUGGGCACAACGCUACAACUCCAACCUCCGUCGAACUAUUCUUGGAGUCUCUCUCAUGAUGAUGCAACAGCUGUCUGGUUCCAACGCUUUGCUCAACUUUGUCACCGUUAUCAUCAAAGCCAUCGACACAAUCUCUGACCCUUUCAUCAUCUCGUUGAUUCCCACUCUGAUCUGCGUGGUUUGUCUCCCAUUCUCUUUCGUGGUCCUCGAGGUUGUCGGUCGCCGUAAUGCCUUGUUGUGGGGCUCUGCUCUCAUGCUUUUCUGUCAUGUCAUAAUUGCAUGCAUGGGUGUUGCUGACGGUCGAAUGGGCCUCGCCCUGAUCACAGAGACUCUGGUCGGGGAAAUCUUCCCUCCAACUAUCAGGUCUCGAGCCAUUGGACUAUCCACAGCCUCUUACUGGCUCUGGAAUAGUGUCACCUGGAUCCUCUUGCCAUACAUUUCCUCGGCAGAUGAUGCCAGGUAUGGGUCCCGUAUGUACUUUCUCUGGGGUUGCUUGUCUGGGUGUGCAUACGUGUACACCUAUGUCCUUGUUCCCGAGACACAGGGCUUGACAUUGGAGCAAAUUGACAUGAUGCUGGAGAACACAAUUCCCCGCCGUUCUACCAAGUGGGUACCAACGACUACAUUUGUUGAGCAAAGAGGAAUUGACAGUCGCGAUCGGCUACGAGAAGCUGAGGCUCAAGUGGAAGCUGGAGUUGAAGCUGGAGCCGAAACUGGGGAGGGAGGACACAAGCUCGAGGACCUGACCCGGAACACUCCAGCGGCAUGA
Molecule: messenger RNA, 1599 nt
Organism: Exophiala mesophila
Lineage: Eukaryota; Fungi; Ascomycota; Eurotiomycetes; Chaetothyriales; Herpotrichiellaceae
Exons: 3
Coding region: 1-1599 (532 amino acids)
Biological process (GO): carbohydrate transport; transmembrane transport
Cellular component (GO): membrane
Molecular function (GO): carbohydrate:proton symporter activity
Source: RefSeq, a predicted model, not a curated record